Durusdinium trenchii is the source of this 2057-nucleotide messenger RNA. The record is from the annotation of a GenBank genome assembly. Lineage: Eukaryota; Dinophyceae; Suessiales; Symbiodiniaceae.
CAAGACUGUCAGCUCAGCAUCGUGCAAUCUGGUUUGGUUUGUUUCAUCCUCCUUUGAUCAAUGGGGGCAGUGGUGACAGACAAAGCCAGGUACGAGGUCUUCAAAACUGCGGUCGAUUUGCUGCGCCAGGAAGUCAGUGGAAAAGAGAAACCAGGUGUGAAAGACUUCUUCAAAGUGCUCCUUGAACCUGUUGUCAAAGGCUACAGCGGCUCCGGGUCAGGUGACCAUCCUUUUGACCACAUGUUUGGAUUGAACAACGGUGUAGACAAAGGAGAAAAGCACUUUCCUGGGGUGAAUUUCAACGACCCCAAGCAAGUGCAAGACCUCUUGCGCAGCUUCUGGAGAUGCAUCUUAGACAAGGAGAACAAGCCAACCAUCCAUGGUGGAAAGGAAGUGCGCUAUGGCAAGUUCUCCCAUGGAGUGUUGAAGGGCAAGCCAUUCCAAGUGAAUGUCAACACGGGAGAAUCCUCGCUCCGUGGGGGUUGGGAAAUUACAGACAAAGAGGCCCUGAAGGAAAUCAAGAGUAUGAAGUUGAAGAUGUACUGCCACAGGGCUGCUGAUGCGUCGAUUGCUGGUGGAAUUGGAGGAGGGAUUGGUGCCGGCUUUGGUGCCUACUGCUUCGAACAGUACUACCGCAAGAUUUGCUCAGAUGUUGACCAUCAGAUCGGCCAUGCAGAAGAGGUAGGACUGCGGGUCGGAAAAGCUGUCUCCCUUCCAGCAGGAAGCCUUGUGGGUGCAAGUGUGGCAAAGUUCCUGGCAGGCUUCCAAAGUGUCUCCAUGCUUGGCCCAAUGAAGUUUCAGGUUUGCGCCCUACUCUCAGGGGCUGCAGUUGGCUUCGCGGUCGCUGUUGCGGUGACCGGUGCAACAACUGCCAUCGGCCUUUGCGUCACUCAAAUGACGCGAGAGACUGCUAAGUGCAUGGAGCUAGCACAGGAGGCAAAAGAGCGACGUGAGAAGCUGCAGCAAAAGCUUCAAGACGUGACCAUCAUGACAACGAAGUUGAAGGCAAUUGCUGGCAAGCUUGUUGCUGUGGAACAACUUGUCAAUGAUGCACAGAAGGCGCUCCAGCAAGGCCUUCACUCGGAGGAGGACGUCAUCAAAUGGAUCGGAGUGGCCCAGGUGGCCAAGUUGGGGUUGGAGCAGAUCCUCAAGGCCUUGGAUGCAGUGGAGAAAGAUGUGCUGGAUCAUUUCCAAGAGUUGGAACGCACUCAUGCCAGGACUGUCCAGAACUUUUUUCAAGCACUUGAAAGCCAAAGGCGUGACACUGCUGAGACCAGGAGCUUCUGUGGGUCCACAUGGCCGCUAUUGAUCUUUCCUCCUUUGUGGUUUGCUGUCAAUGACAUUUCGGAAAUCUCCUACCAAAUUCGCUCACAAAGCCGUUGGUCGCAAGUGCAGGAAAACAUCCGAAGCGGCAUUGAACAGGAACUUGGCAUGCUGCAGCUGGCGAUUCAAGGCAUUUCAUGCAGCGAGCAUCGCGGCAAGUGCCAAGCCCUGAUCAAAGAGGUGGAAGAUUUGUUGGAUCAUGGGGCCGAAGAGCUGGAGAAGCUUCUUUCAAGACCUCAGACUCAGACGCAGGUUGGCUGCAUUUCGCAGAUUUGGUCCUUUGUGGGCAUCAUGUGGCCCUUCCCAUCCGAGGAUUCAAACACGAAUUUUAAGGACAGCUGGCUCGUCCAGAACCUCAUUCAUGCCUACUAGCUUUCACUGCGCGUAGCUGCUCGCUUCCCCAACGGCCUCAACGAUGCAGCUUAAUUCGACGGACGCCCAGGCUUCCUCGGUGGUGCCAAUUCUGGGUGGUCACUUACACUCCCCGCCGCUUAUUGCAUGGUCUCUCAGAUAUGUAGCUGCAGCCAUUUUCCCCUUGCAUGCAUGCAAAUGCGGAAUCCCAGUUCCAUUUCUUUAAGAUUGUUUAAGUACAUUUCAAGUGGGCAAGGCACAAGUCCAAUUGCCAACUAUCUUGGAUCUAGUAGAUCUGACCGCCAAGCAGCUUGGAAGCCGCCUUUCCAACUGAGGGGAAUGUGCUUGUUUUCAACCAAAGCAGGGCGACCGGCAAGCGCAAA